Messenger RNA from Echinococcus granulosus, 3588 nucleotides. Its product is annotated as DNA excision repair protein ERCC-6-like protein. NCBI's taxonomy places the organism in Eukaryota, Metazoa, Platyhelminthes, Cestoda, Cyclophyllidea, Taeniidae. Gene Ontology annotation, molecular function: ATP-dependent chromatin remodeler activity; ATP binding; DNA translocase activity. The coding region runs from base 1 to 3588 and encodes 1195 amino acids. The transcript is spliced from 11 exons. The record is from RefSeq and is a predicted model, not a curated record.
AUGCUUAACGGGGUUGGCGCUUGCGCACAGGCGAAUAAAUCGCCCUCGAAUACUGUUAAAAAAUUGGAGCAGGAUGCAAGUGGUUUUUGUGAAAGUAGCGAUGUUGGAACCUCUCUGAGAAGGCUCCAACGGGCCUCUAAACUAUCCCCCGCUGACCGGUUACAGCGAAAACCCAAUCGUGUACAGAGCCUUCUAUCUUCCUCCAGUCCUGCCUCUAACAUCUCCGACAUUGAUCUUCUCAUUACUAAAACUGCCAAUCUUUCAAUUUACGAAGACAAACACGAGACUGUUGACCAACAGGCUGCCAGCACUUCAAUGUCGACUGGUGUGCGAGCGACUGCAUCGAGUGAUGUAAAAGAGGCGACCGCAAAUAAUGUAAGCGCGAAGAAGUCACCUGAGAUACAAAAAGGCAAACUGGUGGACAAAGAAAUAGCCGACCAAGCCACCACUCCAACAUCACCUCCCAGAAAGUCGACGGAGUCAAAGGAGACGCUGCCGUCCUCUCAGCAAAUAAGUAUUGUCAAUACGGCGAACGAGCUUCUGAAUCGAGCUCGUCUCCUCUAUGAGGAGGAGAAGAUUGCAGAAUCUUUGGUGCUCCUGGAGGAGGCCUACAGCCUUGAUCCCAACCCCAAGACUGCGCGCAAAAUCACACGCCUCAAGGAGGCUCUUGCUAUGAAGAACGAGGUCGAGGCGGAGGCUGCGCGGAAGGCCUCCGCCAACUUGGAGAAGAAGGCCCGAGCGCUCUUUCAAUGCAAGGACUACCGCGGCACUCUCGAUCUCCUUCUUCAGGCGAACGACCUUUGUCCGAGUGAUAAACUCAAGCGGAGGAUAGAACGUCUGCAGGAUCUUAUAGCCGAAGAAGAAGAGGAGAAGAAUGACACUUGUGAUGAGGAAGACGGUGAUGAUAAGGGUGCCGAUGAUAUUGCCCCUUUAAACCGUGGCGUAGCCAAUCUUUCCCUUAAAGUUACAAAAGCGCCUGGUGAAAGAAACGUGGUUGAGCUAGCUGAGGGCUUUUCUUGCCUCGUGCUCUACCCCUACCAACGUGACGGUGUCUCUUGGCUGUGGGAUCUUCACAAAACCGCACCCGGCGGUAUUCUCGCCGACGAUAUGGGCCUUGGCAAAACACUUCAGACAAUUGCCUUUCUGACAGGCUACCUCCUCUCCGACGAAGCGACUAAGAAGCCGCGCACUGCAAUGAUUCUUGCUCCUGUCUCCGUCCUUCGGACCUGGCAGUCGGAGUUUGCUAAGUGGUCUCCCUCGAUUCGUCUUGUCAUCUACUACGAGAUGGCCAAGAACGCGCGUCGUCAUGCCCUCCUUUCCUUCCAAAGUCGUGGCGGAAUCCUACUCACCACUUACAACAUGCUCGUCAGUGGCAUCCAGGUUAUCGCCGCCGACCAGCACUACCAUCAGACUGAACCAUCCACCUGGCUCUCCUCUAGCGAUCCCCAGUUCUACGCACGGGCUUUCACUUACGACUACAUCAUUCUUGACGAGGCACAUCGCAUCAAAAAUCCAUCCACGCAGGUCGCCAAGGCCGUGCGUACCCUUAACUGCCACCACCGUCUCCUUCUCACUGGCACUGCUGUACAGAACAAUCUGCGCGAACUCUGGUCUCUCUUCGAUUUUACCCAUGCGGGCUGUCUACUAGGUAGUCAGAAGACUUUCCUUUUGCAAUACGAGAAGCCCAUCCUCCGCUCCAGGGAGCGUGAUGCUUCCGCAGCUGAACGGCUUCAUGGAAACUUGAUGGCGGAGUCUUUGAACAAGAUAAUUGGGCCAUUCCUCCUGCGGCGCACAAAGAAAGACACGCUGACAGUGUUCACGAGGAGUGCAAUGCCAUGCAAGAACGAGAUCGUGGUGUGGGUGUAUCUGAGCAGCCUGCAAGAGCACAUUUACCGCAGUUUCCUCAAGCUGGAUCACGUGAAGGAAUUUCUUUUUGGUGGGAAUACACGGCGCUCUCCGUUGGUAGAACUGACGAUUCUAAAGAAACUCUGUGACCAUCCGCGUCUCCUCUCCGCCCACCAAUGUGCUAAUUUAGGGCUGGAUGUCUCAAAAGCUCUUCCUGGGAGUGAAAUUCUGGCGCCCUCGCACAAAGUCCUUUUGCAGGAAUCAGGAAAGAUGGCUUUCGUAGUGAGGCUGCUGGAGCACUUUCAGGAAGAGGCUUUGCGAACUGGUGAACCAGCACACCGAACUCUCAUAUUCUCACAGUCCCUACGACUACUGAACAUGAUGGAGGCAGCUAUCUUGGGUCUCAAUGGGCAGCCCGGUCGCUCCUCUGAACUGCCACUGCACCGGAUUCUUCGCUUGGACGGGCAAUUGAAACCGGAUGAGAGGGUGGCCGUACUCAAGGAAUUCGCUGAUGAUCUGAGUUAUACGGCAAUGCUGCUGACUACACAGGUAGGCGGUGUGGGUUUGACCAUCACGUCAGCGGAUCGCGUGGUGAUUCUUGAUCCUUCUUGGAAUCCCUCAGUGGAUGCCCAGGCCGUAGAUCGCGUCUAUCGAAUCGGGCAGCACUCCAAUGUGGUCGUCUAUCGACUCAUCACCUGUGCUACGGUUGAAGAGAAGAUUUACCGUCGCCAAGUCUUCAAAGAUUCUGUCAUACGUCAAACCAUAGGCCGAGCAGCCGCCGAUCGUCCGGUGGAUGCCGAUGUCACUGAUCCCUAUCGCUACUUUACUCGGCAGGAGUUGGUCGAACUGUUUAGUCUUGAUGAAAACGCGCACUUCUCCGCUACGCAACGGCAACUAGCUGAACUGCACAGCACUAUAGAGCGAAGAACCUACCCCGAGUUGGAGUCUCAUCUAGCUUUCUUGAAGUCCAUGAUGGAUUUGGUUUUCGAUAUCUCCGAUCAUGACAUUCUUUUUAGUCGGCAGGAGGAUAAAAAUGAUGCAGAAGAAACUGUAGCCGAGAGGCUUUUUGCCCAGAAUCGACUAAAGGUGGGCGAGGCUGCUCUCAAGAUGGAGGCUGCGAGAGACUUUGAGGCAUCAAAAAAGAUCCAGCAACAGGUAUAUGCACCCUCAAAACCUGCGUAUAAUCAACCAGCAGGUGAGAUUUUUAUACCAUCAAAGAAGGAUACUCAAAGAGCCAUGUUCAACGCGCCGGGUUGCGGCAAGGCUGACUUCUCUAUUACGAACAAUGUUUUCAAGGAUGGAUGUGUAAUUCCACCGAAAGUUAACCCAAAAAUUGGUUUCAAACAGACUUCCGCCAAUCCGGAGGAGGUUGUGCAACCUCCGCUAAUUCCAGCACGGUUAAAAUCACCAGAAUCUUCAAGUAGUCCUGUUGUUCUCACCACUUCUGCAUCGACCGACGUUAUCAAAUUCGACCCGACCGAAGUAGUUGGUGAUGCUGCAAUCGACAAAUCUAUGCAAUUACUGUCGCUCAGAAAGAGCCUUGCUGUGUCGGGAAUCUUCUUAGGUGACGAGGCGGUGUCUCCGAUUGAGGAAGAUGAAUGGAAGAAAGGUGAUGUCGUGGUUGGGGAUUCCUGCUGUGAAAACACAGAUGGAGGGUCAAGGGAGCUCCAAGAGACCAGCGUGGCGGAAACGUCGUCAGGCUUGGUGGAUAUUAUUGAAGCAAGCUUUUUAGAGAACGAAUGA